Molecule: messenger RNA, 5042 nt
Organism: Folsomia candida
Lineage: Eukaryota; Metazoa; Arthropoda; Collembola; Entomobryomorpha; Isotomidae
Gene: Not11
Product: GRB10-interacting GYF protein 2
Exons: 19
Coding region: 659-4849 (1396 amino acids)
Biological process (GO): negative regulation of translation; mRNA catabolic process
Cellular component (GO): CCR4-NOT complex
Molecular function (GO): protein binding
Source: RefSeq, a predicted model, not a curated record
CGUGCUAGUUGAAGGAGAAAUUGGUGUGCAAAUCGUUGCAAAUUUUUGUCCUUGGGGGUAUAGUUAAAGUAAAUUAAGAUACGGGUUGGCUGGGAGCCACAGCAGAUGAGGUCACUCUUCUAGUGAUUCCAUUUUGGUAUUUUUUGUCCAAAGUGGUCUCCGAAUGAAGACUGAAUUUUGACUCGUGGUGGUGGAUCGCGCAUCGCUUUUUUAUUUGUUAAUUUGCCGUUUCCACUCACAGCUUUGUCAAAACUUGUCAUCGUCGUCAUUCCAGCACACGCCUGGGAAUAUUUAUUCAAAAAGAUUGAUGGUGAACUGUAUUUAGUGUGGUUAUUCAAGUGAUUCUCUGUGACCUGAACUGUUCGCGUCCCGUCGGGUAUAACGUAAAAAAUAAAUCCAACAAGUUCUUCACGCAUCUCUCUCCGGGAUCUUGGACAAUUUUAAUUUUUCCAGCUUUAUUACUUCAAUUGUGUUCGAGUUCCGUUACCCGAAUUCUUUUGCUUUAAUUUCCUUCGGAUCAAGUUCUGGAUUACACGCUGUCGUUUUCUUUGGGAGGAGUUUUAGUGCUAAAAAAUCGUCGCUGAUAUAUUUAUCUCUGUGUCAUCAUUGCCUCAGAGAUAAAACUUGUUUUGAAAACGUUCUUCGAGCUGACACUGAAAUGUCAACAAAAAGUAACAAUAUGUCACCAAUGCCAAUGCAGACGAAGAUUGGGGAUGCGUCGUUAAAGUUUGGUCCGGACUGGCUGAGAGCUCUAUCUUCUUCGGAAAAUACUGGAAGUUCUAGCGCUUCUCCAGAUGACGGUGGUCCAUCUCCGCGCGGAUAUUCCGUUUGGGGUCCCGGGCCUGAAGUAGGUGGUCGUUCCAGCUUUAAUUCUACUUCCAACAAGGAUCACAACUACGCGGUCGCCUUUUCCUCUCCCCCGUCCUCGUCCUUCCGUCCCAUCUCCUACCGCCAGUCUCCACGAGGAUGGGGAGAUGCCAACAAAGGAACGGGCCCACCUUCAAAUCCCAACCGGUUCAAACAACCACAAUAUCGAUACAGCCGAGAGGAAUUGUUGGCUCUCUAUGAUAAGAAUUUAGAAUCUCCCGACUUUUUGAAGACUUUUGGAACUCUGUACAUUAAGAAGAUGCAACCACCGCUGGCAUUCUCACAACCAUCGGAAGAAGAAAUUAGAAUAUGGCAUAUUCCUCAACCUGAAUCAUCUAGACAAGGCCCUGGUGGUGCAGAUCCGAUCGGACCAGGUUACGCUACUCGCGGUCGGGGUGGUGGAAUCGAUCGUGGACGCGGUCGUGGUCGCGGGAGCUAUUUGACAUAUGGUCCGAGAUCACAUGAAGAGGAAGACCCUCGUAGUUCUUUUUCCAGACCAAGAAACUUUGAAAGACCUCAAAGUAAUCAUGAGAGAACUGUUUGGGGAGAUCGUAAUGGGGUUGUGGGAAGUGUGGGUGGACCACCCGGUGUUGCGGGGCCGGAGGAGAGCAAUCGUGGGGGUGGAAGUUGGAGGAGUCGAGAAAGCUUUGGUGGACGACGGGUGUCGGAAGAGGGGACGAAUGACGAUGGUUGGCGUAAACCAAGAUGGCGUAGGGGAGACGAGGCGGAGGACGAAUAUAGGUCGGGUAGUAACUCUAGAAGGCUUCAUCGCAGCUGGAGUGAAGAAGAGAAUCACGACAACAUACCUGAAUGGGCGCGAGACAAUCCUUCGGAGGAAAGCGGCACGUUCGAUUCAAGCGGCGCAUUUCACGGAGAGGAUCGCAGUAGUAAAAGUAGUAGAGAGACAGACAAUAGAAAAGGAGGAGAAAACAGUGGCGAUAGCAAUAGUGGUAAUAGUUUGUUGAAAUCCAGAGGUGAAUCUGAGCACUUAGGAUCUCAUUCUGACAGAGUACAAAAGAGGGUGCAAGAUAGAACCGAAUCUGUCAAACCUGUGAUCCCUGCCUCGGUGAAAGAAGAAGCAGAAAACAACGCCGGAGACGACCAUGACGAAUACUCGUCGUCCUUAUCCAAUAACAGAACGAGUCGAGACCGUGACCCUUUCCUGACCCUGUACAACUCCUUCCAUCAACAGCAGCAGCAGCAACAACAACAACAAUAUCACCAUCAGGGAUCCAAGAAUAGUAUUAUAAACAUUCAGAAGCAGUUACUAGAGUCGGAAUCCCAUGAUCGUAGCGGACACCUUAUUGGCCUAUCGUCGUCCGAAUCACAUCACAUUCAACGUGUUCAAACGGUGCAGCACCAAAUGCCGGCGUUCUCCUACGACUCGAGAUCACAAUUACUGCAUGCUCAGUCUCUGGUUGAACCGGCCGCAUCUGGUCAUGGUUUUCACGGAGGCGAACUCGGAGCUUCCUCCAAUAUCAACGAGUUAGAUACGGCCUCUCUCACCAGUGAAGAUGAGUUCUAUAGAAGCAUGACUGAAGAAGCAAUGAACCUGGUUUCGAAACUGAUUGAAGAAGACACUCUCGCAUCCCGGCGACUUUGCGGACCGAGUGGCAACAACGCCAUGUCGCAACAACAGCAACAACUACUUGCCAGUCUGUCAGUAGAGGAAACUUUGUCAUCCAGCGGUGGUGGCGGUGGAAACAAGCAGCAACAGCAGCAGUCGUCCCAUAAUGAUCUGUCCCGAUCUGGUCCUGGAAGGGGAGGACAUCACCCUUCACAGAAUAUUCCAUCACAAAAUACAACAACCAAUGUGACUGUCCAUCAACCAGCCAGCUCCCCCUCAGGAUCGAUGGAAGUUUGGUUUUAUCGUGAUCCUCAAGGCAGUGUUCAAGGGCCCUUUAGCACACAUGAGAUGGGUUUGUGGUGUUCUCAAGGCUACUUCUCAGGCUCACUCCAACUUCGAAGAGAAUGUGAUAAGAUUUUUAUCACGUUGUUGGAAAUGGGCAAAGUAUAUGGAAGAAAUCCAUUCGCUGUUGCCGAUUCUUCCCCGCCACCACCCCCAAUUCAGGACCCCAAUGCAUCCAGUGCCUUAGACCACAGUAGUCAAAUUCAAGCUCAACUUCACCAACAAAGGCAACAGGCCCUUUUGCAACAGCAAAACCUGAUGAGGGAACAGCAACAGUAUAUGAUGAACCUCAACCACGGUGGGGGUGGUGCCAUUCGUAAGGAGCAACAGGAUCCUAGCUGGCAUCAACCACAGAGCUCAAGUAUUCCUCCAGUUGUUGCCCCGCAGCAAACUCGGUCAACUUCUAACUCGUCCCAUGCCCUCCAAAAAAUGCAAACUAAAUUACUAAAGUACAUGGCUAGAUCUCAAGGAGGGGUGGAUGGAGAUCAAUUGUAUGCAUCGUAUCAAGCGGAGGUCUUUGUUGGCAAUGAAACAUUACAAAGUCAAAAUAAUUUUUCAGACUUGAUGGGGAAUUCACAAAGCACCCCAAUUAUGGAUGUCGCCUCUAAUAAAUCGUCCUCAGCUGUGGUCAAUGAUCCUAUUCAGUCUUUAGUUCAACAGUUAACAUCUAUGGCAAAUACUCAGCACAAGAUUAGCUCCACACCCAGUAAGCCUCCUGAUGUGAUAAGCCCAUGGGGACAGACUGGCAAUUCUUCAGUUCAGCAACAACAACAGACGCCUCAAGUCCAAAACCAAUGGGGUGCUGCUCAGCCAACCCAGACCCCGUGGGAGUAUAGGGAACAAAUGGCGAAAUUGCAAGAGGAAGAAUUACGUCGCCGAAAAGCGGAGGAGGAAGUGGAGCGCAAAAGGCUCGAGGAGGAAGAACGUAAACAUUUAGAAGAUAAGAGAAGAAUAGAACAUGAGCGUAAACGCCUUGAAGAACAGCAACGAAUGGAAGAAGAGAAGCAACGGAAAAUUCGCGAGGAACAGUAUUUACUCCAGAAGCAGCAACAAGAAAUAAUGCGGAAACAACAAGAGGAAGCAGAAUUUCAACGUCUCAAAGACCGCCAGAGACAACAGUUGGAACAGCAACGUCAGCUUAGAGAUGAGCAAACUAGAUUAGCCGAAGAACAGCAAAAGCUUGAGGAACAAAGACUGGAGAAUGAGCGUAAGGGACAGGUCGCAGCUGAACGUGAAGUUAAACUUCGUCAAGAGCAAGAACGUGAAUUGAAGCUGGAACGACAAGCCCAAUUUUCCUGGAAUAAUGCUACCGUCCAACGUACUCCCUCUCAAAAUAUGGCAAGUGAUGACGCUGAUAGUAGCAGUAUCAGUAGUAGUUGCAGCAGUGGGUCGAAAAGCCUGUUAGAAAUUCAACAAGAAGAAGCAAUUGGACAAGAAAAGGAGCAAGCAAAUCAAAAGAAAAGCUCACAAGAAGAACAAGCUCAAAAAUUCAAUUCGUUAAUAAAACAAGCUUUUAAGGAGGCGCUGAACAUUUCUCAGCGAAAAGAAAUUAUAGACUAUGUCCGAAGUGCCUGUCGCCUGACAAACCAUAAAAUCAUCAGACCACGCAAUCUCCACGACUUGGUUGAGUACAAUCCCGCAGUAGCCAUUGAAAUUUUACAAAGACUGAUAAUCCUUAACGACCUUAAAGUUGAUGAGUAUUUUAAUGCCUUGAUCGAAAUGGAAAUGUCUGUUCACUCGAUGGAAGUAGUGAAUGUCCUGACCAGCAAUCUGCAACUUCCAAAAGAGUUUGUGUACAAGUACGUCUCCAACUGCAUUAAGGCGUGUGAAGGCAUCCAACCUACCGAAAAGUAUGCACAAAACCGCUUGGUCCGUCUACUCUGCGUCUUUUUGAAAUCUCUGCUUCUCACUCAAGUGAUCGACGUCCAGGAUAUUUACCUGGAGGUGGUCGUCUUUCUCGUCCAGUUCAUUCGGAUUCGGGAGGCAUCCUGGCUGUUUACCUACAUCCGAAAUGUGGAAAUUGAAGCUCCAGAAUUGCGCGAAAUGAUCAACAAUAAACUCAUUGAACAUUAGAUGCUAAAACCCAAGAAAUUAAACAAUCAAGAUAAAACCGCAACAAAUUCUCGUCAAACGGAACACACCGAGUCACCACUAACCAAAAGAUCUCUAAUCGACUUUUUGUACCUUUCACGACAUGCUCUUAUGUAUUAUUAAGGUUACAGUUGAGAUAAUACAUACAUAUUUAAUAUGAUACAUAUUUUUUCUA